Messenger RNA from Xenia sp. Carnegie-2017, 1914 nucleotides. Its product is annotated as shieldin complex subunit 2-like. The record is from RefSeq and is a predicted model, not a curated record. The transcript is spliced from 4 exons. Gene Ontology annotation, cellular component: nucleus; site of double-strand break. Gene Ontology annotation, biological process: regulation of double-strand break repair via homologous recombination. Lineage: Eukaryota; Metazoa; Cnidaria; Anthozoa; Malacalcyonacea; Xeniidae.
UUUCAAACUUGAAAAUGUUGAGGAAAUAUAAAAUAAAAUGGCGGAAUCCAAAGGAGUGAAGAGUAAAACUUUACAGAUCAAUAAAGUUUUUAUUUUUCUUCCACCAAAAUUUAAGGUCGGUAAUGCAAUGUCGGAAGUUUAAGGUGAUAAGAAUGUGUUUUUUUUCCAUUUUUUUGUUUUGAAUUGUGUAUUUUGGCAAUCAUUUUUAUCUUAAACUUAACUAAGAAUGUUCCUUCACUUGAAAAAAUCAACGGGAAAAAAUAAGAAAAGUCAUGAAGCCAUUACAUCUCAACCAAUAUCCAAACGUAACAGGCUAUCGUCUAGGUCUAGUACUCAGGAAGAAAAGGCCACUGGGGAAACACAGACUUUUUCAGAAAUAGAUUUGAGUAAUAACUGUGAGGACAUGUUAAUUAGGGACUCUAUGAGGAUAUAUUUGGAAAACACAUUUAGUGAGAACAAGCAAAUAAGCGAGGACUUCAUUAGCUCUAAAACCUUCAACAAUAGGUUUUCUUGUGAUUUCUCACAACAAUCAGCUCAAGAGCAAUACAAAUUAUCAGUACUUCACAUUCAAAAUUCAUCAGCUCAAGAGCAAUACAAAUUAUCAGUACUUCACAUUCAAAGUUAAAUGCGAAGAACACAUAGAAGACACAUACAAUUCCAGCUCAUUACAGGAAGAAGAUCAUGUGGAUGGACUGCCAUGUUUUUUUUACUAAAUUAAAACACUGCACUCAACUCCUUUCAAUAGUCAAUAUAUUCGUUGGAGUAAUGCAAGUUAAUUCUAUCAAAGAAGUCAAAGUGAAAUCAGGCGACAACCUUGGGCAGUUUAUAAAAGUGUCAUCCAUUCUUGUUGGAGAUGAAACAAAAGAAUACUUCAAAGUGACAUUUUGGAGAAGUGCUUCCCAAUGGGUUUUAAACGUAAAGCAAGGAGAUGUGUUGGUGAUGAAAAAUAUAAAAAUUGAAAAGUGGAAGGAUGAGUUUUAUAGUCAAACUACCUACAACAGCACACUUGUCAAACUGUGCAUUGAUAAUACUUCUUUUCUACCUGCCCAAUGGUUGACUGCGGUCAGCUAUGCUAAUUUAAAACUCAUGUUGAAAUGGUUGAACGGCAAUCAUUCUUACUUGCUUUCAAAUGAUUCACAAACUUUUCAGCUUUGUGAAGAUGUGAAGAUUAAAACGUUAAAACAGUUUCGUGCGAACACUUUCUCCAGCGAUCCAGAUGGUGCAGAGGAAGUGGGGAUUUAUCUAUGUGGAAGUCAAGCGGAGUGGGAAUAUGAUUUAAAGAGAAAAAUAAAAACUGUUUCUGCUUUCAUCACCGAAAGUGCUUUGAGAGAGUACCAAACAGAAACUGAACGGAAAAUAGAUCAGAAAACGGAGUUGACAAAUGUCGUCAAUCGUGAUAUAGUCUAUCUUGGCUGAAAGUCAUGUCUUAGACAGUUAAAGCAAGAUCAAAAUGGCAUUUACAUACAGUGCCAUCAAUGUAGAAAAAACUCUUCGGUCUUUUUUAAUGGUGUUAAGUAUUACUUUAAGCCUUGCAUGAUCACCCUCUCGGAUGGAACAGAUCUCAUUGUUGUGAGCUCUUCUCACGAGUCAACGUACAAAGUUUUAAAUAACUUAACACCGAAGGAUAUCAUCGAUUUAAAAAGUUAUUGCUUUCAUGAAGUAAAGACGGGUAUUUUUGAUGAAGUUAGUCGCAAUUUUACUGUGGAAUUCGAAACUAUUAUUGACGAAAAAGAUUAUAUGAUAAGUAGGGAAUUUGAACUUUUGGAUGUCAGAAAUGAUCACGUCUAUCAUAUGCUACUAAAGUAAAUGGUUUGAACCAUUGAACCCGGGAGUAUCAGUUUUUCCUAAGGUUGUCGAAAUGUCAGUCAAGAACAACGAAAGCAGUCCUUCCGUUCUAAGCACUAUACCAACCUG